UAAACCCUAGACUGGAUCCCUCACCAAUCACCGCCCCUAUAUUUCCCUCCACGCAAACCCAAAUCUCUCUUAAAGUCUCUUUCCCUCUCUCUCGUAUCACAUCUGAAAGAGUGCAAAGGAUCUCUGCUAAGCCAUGGCUCUGGUUCUGCAUGCAGGGAACACAAACAAGAAUGCUUACAAGGCACUUAUUGCUGCGGAGUACAGUGGAGUCAAUAUUGAAUUGGUGAAGAAUUUUGAGAUGGGGGUUUCAAACAAAACUCCAGAGUUUCAGAAGAUGAACCCUAUUGGAAAGGUUCCUGUGCUGGAGACACCCGAUGGUCCUGUAUUUGAGAGUAACGCCAUUGCUCGCUAUGUUACGCGCUUGAAGGCCGAUAAUCCUCUCUUUGGUUCUUCAUUGAUUGAAUGUGCCCAUAUUGAACAGUGGAUUGAUUUUGCAUCACUGGAAAUUGAUGCCAAUAUUUUGCGCUGGUUCAUACCACGAGCUGGUUUUGCAGUGUACCUUCCACCGGCCGAAGAAGCUGCAAUUGCUGGGUUGAAGAGAGCGCUAGAUGCCUUGAAUACUCAUCUUGCUUCCAACACUUACCUUGUUGGACAUUCUGUGACACUGGCUGAUAUCAUUAUGAUCUGUAACUUGGUUCUGGGGUUUAACCGUAUCUUGACUAAGAGUUUUACCUCUGAGUUCCCUCAUGUAGAGAGAUACUUCUGGACCAUGGUUAAUCAGCCAAAUUUCCGAAAGAUAGUGGGUGAAGUGAAGCAAACUGAAUCCGUUCCACCUGUUCAGUCUGCAAAGAAGCCUUCACAGCCAAAAGAACCUGCUAAACCUAAGUCAAAAGAUGAACCAAAGAAAGAGGUCAAGAAAGAAUCAGCACCAUCUAGAGCAGAAGAGGCUGUUGAGGAGGAAGAGGCACCCAAGCCCAAAGCAAAGAAUCCUCUUGAUCUUUUGCCUCCUAGUAAGAUGAUUCUGGAUGAAUGGAAAAGGCUUUACUCAAACACAAAGACUAACUUCCGUGAGGUUGCAAUUAAAGGGUUUUGGGACAUGUAUGAUCCCGAGGGCUACUCCCUUUGGUUCUGCGAUUACAAAUAUAACGACGAGAAUACAGUCUCCUAUGUAACUUUGAACAAGGUGGGUGGUUUCCUGCAGCGUAUGGAUUUGGCUCGCAAGUAUGCAUUUGGGAAGAUGCUGGUCAUUGGGUCAGAGGCACCAUUCAAGGUGAAGGGGCUGUGGCUCUUCCGUGGACAAGAAGUUCCUCAGUUCGUUAUCAACGAGUGUUAUGAUAUGGAGCUGUACGAAUGGAACAAGGUUGACAUUAAUGAUGAAGCUCAGAAGGAGCGUGUCAACCAGAUGAUUGAAGAUUCUGAGCCUUUCGAGGGGGAGGCUUUGUUGGAUGCCAAGUGCUUCAAGUGAUAAGGAUAUAUAUACACAUAUAUUCCUGACAAGUAGUAAUUUUUACUGGGUUCUCUCUUUGAAGAUCCUAAAUUUUUGGUUUACUAUUUUUUUUUUUUUUUUUUGUUCCAAACAAAUUGGUAAUUUUCUAUUAAUCUAUUUGUAGUUGUUUAAUGACGUUGGUAUCAUCCUAUGUAUUUGGUCCCAUGGAAAUGUUGUCGGAUAUCUCUAGACUUUUAAUUAAUUUACACUUGAUUUUUGUGUUA
Corylus avellana is the source of this 1650-nucleotide messenger RNA. Its product is annotated as elongation factor 1-gamma. The record is from RefSeq and is a predicted model, not a curated record. Lineage: Eukaryota; Viridiplantae; Streptophyta; Magnoliopsida; Fagales; Betulaceae. Gene Ontology annotation, biological process: translational elongation. Gene Ontology annotation, molecular function: translation elongation factor activity; glutathione transferase activity.